Dromiciops gliroides (monito del monte) is the source of this 4804-nucleotide messenger RNA. It is a transcript of the gene TRERF1, whose product is annotated as transcriptional regulating factor 1. Gene Ontology annotation, biological process: regulation of transcription by RNA polymerase II; negative regulation of DNA-templated transcription. NCBI's taxonomy places the organism in Eukaryota, Metazoa, Chordata, Mammalia, Microbiotheria, Microbiotheriidae. Bases 864 to 4613 code for a protein of 1249 amino acids. Gene Ontology annotation, cellular component: histone deacetylase complex; transcription regulator complex. Gene Ontology annotation, molecular function: transcription corepressor activity. The record is from RefSeq and is a predicted model, not a curated record. The transcript is spliced from 19 exons.
AGGUAAGACCAGGUUACUGUGGCUUUGCCCGGCCUGGGCUGCAGCCGGGGGAGGGGCGAUGGAUACAGAUGUAUUCUCCUUUCUCCCCUUUCCUCUUAGUUUAAGGCUCCGAGGCGGUGCAUGCAGAUGGGGAGUAAGUUUCCUGGAGGGGAGGGUGGAUGCACCCGGGCAGAGCCCUACGUUGCAAAUUUCUCGGAGGGAAGGAGAGAAGAGUCUGCAUGCGGAGACUUUUUAAGUUGCUAGCUUGGAGAGGAGGAGGGUUGUACUGUAAGUGAGUAGCGCUGAGAGAGGAGGCGGCUCUGUCAUAAAUUAAUAUUGAAAUUACUCCAUCAGUCCUGCACCCCCUCCUUCCCCCCCACCCCCCAGCCGAGACCGGUCUCCUGGUCGGAUUGCACACACAUGCACUUGUUGCAGAGACAUCUAAGAUGCUGCCUGGGCAGAAGUCUUAGAAGCUGAUCUGCAUAAUCCUCAAACAGCCAUACCAGACCCCUUCCCCCACCCUGUGAGCAGCAUGCAAACAGCAUGACGGGCCUUAGAAGAAGUGACCAGAGCCAAAUCCUUUACUCAGCCAACUGCUGCCAAGGUCACGGAGUGAAUUGCAUCUCAUUGACCAUUCACCCUUUGGCCUGUGCCCUGCCCCUUGUGAAGACGUGAAGCCAUCUGCACUGGCCAUCAGUGUCGUGGGUUGACCAGGAGCCCCCCGCUCCCGCCAUGUGCAUGUACUCCUCAGCUGUGGAGUAGCUCCAGUGGUAGCUCUCAGCCUAUCUCAGGGUUUCAUUUUUUUUUUCCUGGCCCUUCCUUUCCCUCCCCCCUUUAUUUUUAAUGGUUUUGGUGCCUCUGUAUUUAGGACCAAGUUGGGAGCCAUGGGGGAUCAACAGAUGUACAAAGCUAAUCAUACCAUCCAUGGUAAUGAGAACCUUUACUACCAACAGCCACCACACAGUGCUCUGAGUGGGGGCAAUGGGAUCAACCACAGUUAUGGGGGUACUGCAUCCACGGGGGGUGGCAUGGAAGCUUCCCAGGCCUCUCCUCUGUCUCCCCACUUCCCCCAGGAUUCUCGGGACAGCCUGGGCCUGGCAGCUGGUCCCAAGAACCUCGGCUUGAUGGACAACUCAAGGCAGACGGGUUGGGGGAGCCACGCCGGACCAAACAACCACAUCCAGCUGCGUGGCAGCCUCUCCAACCCCAAUGUGAUGUGGGGGGCGUCUGCUCAGGUAGAACAUGCUGAAGGCUACCCAUACGCCUAUCCUCAGUCCAACGACAUCCGGGCCCAGAAGAUCACCAGCGGAGUCCUUCACAAGUUAGACUCUUUCACCCAGGUGUUUGCCAACCAGAACCUGAGGAUCCAGGUCAACAACAUGGCCCAGGUGCUACAUAGCCAGUCAUCAGUGAUGGACGGUACCAGUGACAGUGCCCUCCGCCAGUUACUGUCCCAGAAGCCCUCCGAACCUCAGGCAGUGGCAGCACCUCCCGCCGCUGUACCUCCCCGCUACCAGCAGAUGCCCCAUCAGGCCCACUCUGGUUUCUCCAAUGGUCCACCCAAGCCAGCUAUGCAGGGUGGGCAGCACCCCUCCCAAGCCCAUCUGUAUUAUGACUACCAACAGCAGAUGGCCCAGAUGCCUGCCCAGGGCAGCCAGCCCAUGCAAGGUCAACAGAUGCUGCCGCAGUCGAUGCCACAGAUGCAGCAGGCACAUUACUAUCUGCAGCAGCCGCAAUCGGGACAGCAGCGGAUGCCCAUACCAGAUAUGCAGCAACAACAGCAGCAGCAGCAACAGAGCAGGGCACAGCAGCUGCUGCCCCCGGCGCCCCAGCGCCCCUGCUCCAUACAAUUACCUCAUUAUUAUCCAACACAGCCCAUGAUGCCCCAGUUACCACAGCAGCAGCAGCAACAGCAACAACAAAUGCAACUCCAGCCCACCUCCUAUCACAGGGACCCCGGCCCCAAAUCUGUGCAUGAUCCUCACCAGUAUGCCCAGGAGCAGGCCCCCCAUCCGGUUCAGCUUAUCCAGCUGGGAUCUGUGCCCCAGUAUUUCUACCAGGACCCUCAGCAACAGUACAGCCGACACUUCUACCAGCAGAGCCUCUUGCAACAGCAGCAGCAGCAACAUCGUGAGAACGUAUCACAGAAGAAUUACCAGAGUGACCGGCAAGCCCAGGCCAUGCUGAGCUCCCACGGUGCACUAGGGCUCCCUGACCCGGGGGUGGACGACAUGAACUCAGUUGGAAACAGUCUCCCCCAUAGGCCUCUGCUGCCACAAGUGGGGAUUCACCUCAACAGCAAGGGACCCCAGCACCAGCAGCUGUCUCCUGGUUCUAUGUGGUCCCAGAUGCACCUCUCUGAUGGCCGAGCCCAACCAGUGUCUCCUGAUCCAAGCGCUCAGCCCGCAGGGGUAUUUGGGGAACAGCUCGAUGCUAAGAACAAAUUGACAUGUUCCAUCUGCUUCAAGGAGUUCAAGAGUCUGCCUGCCCUGAACGGCCAUAUGAGGUCGCAUGGGGGCAUGCGAGCCUCCCCCAGCUUCAAGCAGGAGGAAGGAGAGAAGGCUCUGCAGCUCCAGCCACCUCCACCACCCCAGCAGCAGCAGCAGCAGCAGCAGCCGCCCCAGCAGCAGCCGCCACAGCCACCGCCGCCUCCGCCGCUGCCGCCCCAGUCACAGCUCCCUCCCGAGGUGGAAAACCCCCUUCCUAUCGUCAUGCCCGUGUCUGUCCCUGUCAAGCUUCUCUCGCCUGAGCCCAGCCCACAGGUCAUCACCAACAACAUCACUGCUGCCAGAGACAAGCCGGCCAGCUCGAUGUCGGACGACGAGAUGCCCGUUCUCGUGAGGAUGACCCUCUCUCCCCCGAAUUCACCCAAAGUGGCUGCCCCCUGUGCACCCUCUGAAAUUCCCAGAAAGCAUCAGCCAGGCAUGGCCAGAGCUGAAGAACACUUUAAGCCCACCCAGGACAAGAAGAAAUAUCGCCACCGUCCAGAACCGCUCUUCAUCCCCCCUCCCUCCUUUAACCUGAACUCCUCCUCUUACUCAGCCGCCACCUUGUAUCAGAGCCAACUUCGAUCCCCCCGCAUCCUUGGGGACCACCUCCUAGACCCUGCUCAUGAGCUGCCUCCCUACACGCCCCCACCUAUGCUGAGCCCUGUCCGGCAGGGUUCUGGCCUCUUCAGCAAUGUCAUCAGCACCUCCUCCCACAGCGGCCCCCACCCGCAGCUGCCGCUCACUCCCCUGACCCCCACAGCCAGAGUGCUCCUCUGCCGAUCGAAUAGCAUCGAUGGUGGCAACUCAGCACUCACACCAGGCCUUGGGGAACAGGCAUUGGACAUUGAACCACGCAUCAACAUUGGUGUGAGAUUCCAAGCUGAGAUCCCUGAACUCCAGGAUUUGUCUUCCCUGAGCAAAGACACACACAAGGCCACACUGGUGUGGAAGCCCUGGCCAGAGCUGGAAAACCAGGAAUUCCAGAAGAGAGUGGAGAAUCUGCUAAAUCUGUGUUGCUCGAGUGCAUUGCCAGGGGGAGGGACAAAUUCCGAAUUUGCCUUGCACUCUCUCUUUGAGGCCAAAGGGGAUAUUAUGGCUGCUUUGGAAAUGCUCCUGCUGAAGAAACCCAUCAGAUUUAAAUGUCAUCCUUUAGCAAAUUACCACUAUGCUGGAUCGGACAAAUGGACCUCCUUAGAAAGAAAACUAUUUAACAAAGCACUAGCCACUUACAGCAAAGAUUUUAUUUUUGUACAGAAGAUGGUGAAGUCUAAGACUGUGGCCCAAUGUGUUGAGUACUACUACACAUGGAAAAAAAUCAUGCGCUUAGGCCGGAAACAUCGGACGCGCCUUGCAGAGAUCAUAGAUGAUUGUGCCGUCAAUGGCACACUUAGGAAGACACCUCUGGGUGGAGCAAAGACAAGUGAAGAAGAAGAGGAUGUAGAAGAUGAUGAUGACUUGGAAGAAGAGAGAAAAUCCACAAAAGAAGAUGACCCAGAUGUGCAGAAGUCCCCGGAUCCUCCCCCAAUCACGCUUGUGGCACCCAUGGACCUGCCGACGCUUCAGAGCCUUACGCCCUCCUCAGUCUCCUUUGUCUGUGAAAUGCCAAACUGUGGUGCUGUGUUCAGCUCUCGGCAGGCACUGAAUGGCCACGCUCGCAUCCACGGUGGUACAAACCAGGUGGCCAAAGCCCGGUGCUCGGGUCCCCCUGCAAAACAGAAACAAGGUGCCCAGAGUGGGUACUGUUCUGUGAAGAGCUCACCAGCUCACAGCACAACGAGUGGUGAGACCGACCCAACCACAGUCUUCCCCUGCAAGGAGUGUGGAAAGGUAUUUUUCAAGAUCAAAAGCCGAAACGCCCACAUGAAGACACACAGGCAACAGGAGGAGCAACAGAGGCAAAAAGCCCAGAAAGCUGCAGUUGCUGCCGAAAUGGCAGCUGCUAUUGAGAGGACUACUGGGCCAGUGGGACCUGGGUUGAUUCCCCUGGACCAUCUGAGUUUAAUAAAACAUGUGGAGGAUAUUGACAUUCUCGGUGAUGAUGUCGUCCAGGAGUUGGGAGGUGUCAUGGAAGAGACUGAGGUUGUGGAUACAGACCUCUUCUUGGAUGAUGACACCACUCUACUGCAGGGUGACACCGAACUGUAAAAAACCCAAUGUCCCUAAGAGAUGAUUCAAGCCCUUGGCUCUCAUCCUCAACGGUCAGGAAUCCGUGACUGCCUGCAUUAUUUGCAACCAUUUAAAACUACCUGUUUUACAAAGGAGUUCCUUUUAUUCAGGUCCAAAAAAAACAAAAGAAAAAGAAAAAUCUUUAUUUUUUUUCCUUUUUUAAAAAAAAA